GCCCUAACCCUACCACUUCGCCUCUUUACUCGCUUUGUUUCUAGCGGUUCUGGCUCUGCUCCUUCUUCUUCUUUAGCCUGCAAUCAUCGACGACAAUCGGCUGGGAACACAAGUGGAAUCGAGGAUUACAGAGGACUAAGACGGAUAGGAUUCCUCUCGGCCGAUGAUGCCUUCAUCAAAGCAUCCAUUCCAUACAGCUCUGCCUUUCCCGAUCCACUCUGCGGCAGACGUAGCGGCGACGUCCUCCUUCAAAUGCUCUUGGUCAUAGACGGUGGCGGGGAGCGCUCAUCACUCUCUCCUCGUGUAUCUUUUUCUCAAUUCCCUUGAUGGGCCUAGCAAUGUUGAGACCGUUCUUACUCUAUUCGCCCGUCUGUAAGACCUUAAAUCUGCAAUUGAAAGAAAAACCGAAGAUGAAACCUACAUCCAUCAUUCGAGGUUUUAAUUUAUGGAUUCAAUUAAUCUGAAAUGCUCUUUUGAUUCUGUUCAUUGUAAUGGUGGCAGCUUCCCUAACCUGACCUUUCCACUAGAUAGUCCUCUUCCCUUGCUGCUAAAAUAAAAUUCACUAAAGCAGACCACUUUUUUCCUUGGGCCUUGGAGAUAGAGACAUCAUUUCCCCCAGAAAAGAGGAUUGUAAUCAGCAAAUUGCAGUAGCCCUGCUCCUGCAAUCUUCUCUUCUUGGCUACGGAAGACAAAGUUUUGAGGGAAAUCACUUAAAUGUAAGCAUUUGAUACCAUCCUACCAAUAAAGAUGAAAUCGGAGACACAUGUAUAUCAUUGACACGGGUGCCCCGCUUAGUAAAUUUGGGAAUCUAGUCUUGAGCUUCCUUAAUUGAUAGUUAUUUUAUAUGAGCAACAUGGUUAUCUUGUUUAUGUUAUAUCAAGUAUUUAAAAAAGGAUAUGAUUACAGACUUACAAUGCAUUUUAUACCUAAUGAGUAGUACAUCAUACAUUUUGGGUUCUAUUACUCUCUAUGUAUAUAGAGGAUAAUGACUUAACACUGCUUAUAUGUAGUAAGGAGCAUUUUCUGAUUUUUAUUGUUGACAGAUAUAGAUAAUUAGGCGGAUUGUCUCAUGUUUUGGUUUGAACAGUCUCCAUUUUCAAACUGUUUUCAAAUGUAAAUGGUGUUAAUCUAAGGUUUAUAUUCCUGUGUACGGAGUAAUACUUUAUGCUUCUUCAAUAUACGGAGUAAUACUUUAUGUUUUGCAUGGUUCUUUUAAUUCAUUGUUGUUAUCUUUGUCAAACGUUUAGGUGGAGAUUUAGAGAUUUUAUUCACUAAUUUGCCAUAGGGAAGGGUGGAAAGGUAUUCACUAGAUUAAAAGAUUGACAGAUUGUCGGCUCGGCAAGUGGUGACUUCAAUAGACUCAUACUAUGUACUAUCUUUUGACUUCAACCUUGGCACUCCAGAUGGUUUGAGCUUUGAACGUGCCGCAGAAACUCAUAUUACGAUGGCUAAGAAGACUCGUUUUCUAAACUUGGGGAUAUAAAAUUGAAGCACAUUGAUGUAAACGUUAUAUACAAUAACUUUGUGACGUUGAAAAUUGAAGAUUAGAUUUUUUAUGUCAAUUAUUAAUUAUGUUUU
Molecule: messenger RNA, 1578 nt
Organism: Cuscuta epithymum
Lineage: Eukaryota; Viridiplantae; Streptophyta; Magnoliopsida; Solanales; Convolvulaceae
Source: the annotation of a GenBank genome assembly